AUGUUCAUCACUCAGUUCUGUCUUCUUUUCGUUCUGCUUUCUUCCACUUCUUCACUUAGAUGCUAUAAAGGCUAUGCUCUUCUCAAAGGUUCAUCGAUAGGGAAUACCACGAAGGAAUGUGGGAAGGAAACAGAUUUCUGUUACAAUGCCACCGCGGAUGUGGCUUCGUUUAGCACCAUUCAAAAAGCUGGAUGCAACACUGUCCUUUGUCAGUACAGCAUGAACGAAUGCGUUGAGAAGAAUAUCACAGGCAUUCCAAUGAAAUUUUGCUGCUGUAACACCGAAGAUUACUGCAAUAAAGGCGAACAAACGGUAGGUUUCCCACCUCGAGCUCAAAAAUGA
Haemonchus placei is the source of this 342-nucleotide messenger RNA. The record is from the annotation of a GenBank genome assembly. Lineage: Eukaryota; Metazoa; Nematoda; Chromadorea; Rhabditida; Trichostrongylidae.